Messenger RNA from Talpa occidentalis (Iberian mole), 2024 nucleotides. It is a transcript of the gene MAP3K15, whose product is annotated as mitogen-activated protein kinase kinase kinase 15. The transcript is spliced from 14 exons. Gene Ontology annotation, molecular function: MAP kinase kinase kinase activity; ATP binding. Gene Ontology annotation, biological process: protein phosphorylation; cellular response to stress. The record is from RefSeq and is a predicted model, not a curated record. The coding region runs from base 115 to 1992 and encodes 625 amino acids. Lineage: Eukaryota; Metazoa; Chordata; Mammalia; Eulipotyphla; Talpidae.
UCCAAGUUUGAUGAGCGGUGCUGCUUUCUUUACGUCCAUGAUAAUUCUGAUGACUUUCAGAUCUACUUUUCCACUGAAGACCAGUGUAAUAGGUUUUGCUCUUUGGUCAAAGAGAUGAUAACCGUGGGCAGUACGGUGGAACUGGAGGGAGAGACUGAUGGGGACACCUUAGAGUAUGAGUACGACCAGGACGCGCAGGGGGACCGGGUGGUGCUGGGGAGAGGCACGUACGGGGUCGUGUACGCCGGCAGAGACCUGAGCAACCAGGUGCGCAUCGCCAUCAAGGAGAUCCCGGAGCGGGACAGCAGGUACUCUCAGCCGCUGCAUGAGGAGAUCGCCCUGCACAAGCACCUCAAGCACCGCAACAUUGUGCAGUACCUGGGCUCUGUCUCCGAGCAUGGCUUCAUUAAGAUAUUCAUGGAGCAGGUGCCUGGAGGAAGCCUGUCUGCUCUUUUGCGAUCCAAGUGGGGGCCGAUGAAGGAGCCCACCAUCAAGUUUUACACCAAGCAGAUCCUGGAGGGCCUUAAGUAUCUCCACGAAAACCAGAUCGUGCACAGAGACAUCAAGGGCGAUAAUGUUCUGGUAAACACCUAUAGUGGAGUGGUGAAAAUCUCUGAUUUUGGAACUUCUAAACGUCUCGCAGGAGUGAAUCCCUGUACAGAGACUUUUACUGGCACCCUGCAGUACAUGGCCCCUGAGAUCAUCGACCAGGGACCUCGAGGGUACGGAGCCCCGGCCGAUAUCUGGUCCCUGGGCUGCACCAUCAUCGAGAUGGCCACCGGCAGGCCCCCGUUCCAUGAGCUCGGCGAGCCGCAGGCAGCCAUGUUCAAAGUGGGAAUGUUUAAGAUCCACCCUGAGAUUCCCGAAGCCCUUUCAGCCGAAGCCAGGGCCUUCAUUUUGUCCUGCUUUCAGCCUGACCCCCACAAGCGCGUCACGGCCGCUGACCUGCUCAAGGAGGGCUUCUUAAGGCAGGCGAAGAAGGGCAAGAAGAACCAGAUUGCUUUCAGGCCUUCAGAGGGUGCCCGGGGUGCCACCCUGGCCCUGCCCGCGCCGAGGGAGCCCCUGGGCAGCAGCAGCAGCGAACACGGCUCUGUCUCCCCUGACACGGAGGCCCAGCCCGACGUGUUCUUCGAGAAAGCCCAGGCCCCCAAGCAGCAGCUCAGUCACCUGCUCAGCGUCCCGGAUGAGAGCUCGGCCCUGGAAGACAGGGGCACGGCCUCCUCCCCGGAGGACAGGGACCCGGGCCUCUUCCUGCUGCGCAAGGACAGCGAGCGCCGGGCCAUCCUGUACAAAAUCCUGUGGGUGGAGCAGAACCAGGUGGCUUCCCAUCUGCAGGACUGCGUGGCCCAGAGUUCCGAAGAGCUGCAGCUCUCCGUCGGCCACAUCAAGCAGAUCAUCGGGAUCCUGAGGGACUUCAUCCGCUCCCCGGAGCACCGGGUCAUGGCGUCCACCAUCUCCAAGCUCAAAGUGGACCUGGACUUCGACAGCUCAUCCAUCAAUCAGAUCCACCUGGUGCUCUUCGGCUUUCAGGACGCCGUAAAUAAAAUUUUGAGGAACCACUUAAUUAGGCCCCACUGGAUGUUUGCAAUGGAUAACAUCAUCCGCCGAGCGGUGCAGGCCGCUGUCACCAUUCUCACCCCAGAGCUCCGAGCCCACUUCGAGCCCGCCUUUGAGGCUGAGGGGGUAGAUAAGGCCCCGGAAGAGGUGGAAGAGGAUUAUCCCCUGGCAGCCCUGCUUGGAAGAGAAGCACAGGCAGCCUCAGAGGUUUUCCAGGAGGCCCCACAACGCCUGAGCCUCCAACUGGAUAAACUCCGGCAAGAGACCAACAGACUCUUGGAACACCUGCUUCAGAAAGAGAAAGAGUACCAGCACCUUCUACGGCAAACCUUAGACCAGAAAACUCAAGAACUGUAUUAUCUUCAGUUACAGUUCAAAUCUAAUGGUGAGUUACCGUCCGGGUGCUCAUUUGCCUCCCAGUGCAGUGAGGGAUGACGUUGCUAAGAGCGCGUUAAAGACAAGGGAAG